AUAUUCUUUGCUUAUGUGUGUAAUAUGUGAAUGAUUUUUCUUUGGUUCAGAGUUUGAGUGUACACUAAUCCCAGGAAAACUGAAACAGAUUGAUGCCGGAGCUGGUGGCGUGUACGGUGUGAAUGAUAAUGAUGACAUUUUUCACUGGGUAGACAAUACCUGGAAGCAAAUUCCUGGAAAGCUCAUCCAUGUUUCUGUUGGACCUGCUGGAGUUUGGGGUGCGAACAGAGCCAACAAUGUCUAUAAGUUCCAGGACAAUAACUGGACAUCUGUAUCAGGGCUCUUGAAGCAGGUAGAUGCUGGUGGUGAUAGGUUCUUGGCUGGAGUGAACGCAAAAGACAACAUCUUCUGCUUGAGAAGGAGCUGCACGGUUUCAAGAUCUUCUGCUGUAUACUUCACCGAACUGGAUGGGGCGCUGAAAUAUUACAGCUGUGGGCCAAUGGGCUGCUGGGGAGUGAACAGCGCCAACAAUAUUUUCUUCCGCCAUAAUGUCAAACCAACAUCCUGCCAGGGAUCCCACUGGGAGCAGACUGAUGGCAGUCUGGUGAUGAUAGAGGUUGGCACAGAUGGCUCUGUGUAUGGCGUCAAUUCAGCAGGCAACGUGUACAAAAGGGAUGGGAUCAGUUCUGAAACCCCAACUGGAAGAGUCUGGACCCAGCUAGACUUCUGUGCCACUUUCAAACACGUCACUUAUGACAAUGGCUCUCUGUGGCUUCUCAGCCCAACUGGUGACAUCUAUCAAUGUGCAGAAACAGACCAUUGA
Molecule: messenger RNA, 763 nt
Organism: Staurois parvus
Lineage: Eukaryota; Metazoa; Chordata; Amphibia; Anura; Ranidae
Source: the annotation of a GenBank genome assembly